Molecule: messenger RNA, 1482 nt
Organism: Punica granatum (pomegranate)
Lineage: Eukaryota; Viridiplantae; Streptophyta; Magnoliopsida; Myrtales; Lythraceae
Source: RefSeq, a predicted model, not a curated record
AUGGCGCCAAUAUCACAUCUUAUCCAAGGACAGCAUCUUGGAAGAGAGGUACCAACUGCUGCACAUGGAACGGGAUCAGGUGUGACAAUGCAACAGAUGAGGUCCCUGGAAGAGCUGUCUUUCGCAGAUAACAAGCUUGGUGGUACAAUUCCACCUUGUUUGGGGAACCUGAGCAAAAUCUCAUACUUGAGCAUAAGUUUUAACCGGAUGCAAGGUUCAUUGCCAAGAUCCCUAGCUAACUGUACCAGGUUGAAAUUUCUUAGCCUUUUCUCGAAUGGCAUAACCGAUUCUUUCCCAAACUGGCUAAGAACGGUCCCGCUACGGACUCUGCAACUGGGUGAUAACAACUUCCAUGGCCUCAUUGGACCUGACGCUGUUGCACUUGACCCCUCAUCUCGAUGUCCUGAUCAUAGAGACAAAUUAUUUCACCGGCAGCUUGCCAGCCAAUUGGCUCGAAGCUCUCCCAAACCUUUACAUUCUUGCUUUAAGCUCGAACAAGUUACAUGGUCUAGUAAAAACUGGCGGGUCAGCUCAACCCUUUCCCAUGCUGCACAUAUUGACCUCUCCGACAACAAUUUCCGUGGUGCUUUUCCAACUCAGUAUAUUACUAAUUUCAAGGGGAUGAUUGGCGGAGAACAGGAAGCAGGGCAACCUGUUUAUCUGUCAAAUGACGAGCAAGUAUUUUAUGCUACUAGUGUGAUGUGGAAAGGGGUCAUGUUAGAACUGCAGAAAAUCCGGAAAGCACUCGCAGUCAUUGAUUUAUCACGUAACCAUUUUAAAGGAAAAAUACCUGGUGUGAUUGGAGAUCUAAAAUUACUCAUAGGCCUCAAUUUCUCUCAGAACAACCUCACGGGUGCUAUCCCGAUACAUCAUGCUUCAUUUCCGGAGACCACUAUGGCUUAUGAGGAUGAUGGAGAGAAGAAUAUACAAGCUAAAUGGUACAAGGACUCGGCGCCAUCAAUGAAAAUGAGGCAGAGCAACAAAUGGUCAGUGAAUUGCAAUAAGUGGGACGAAUAUAAGAGCCUCCAGAUCCUGACCACGUCCCCAGUUCAGAACAACCUCACAGGCGCCAUCCCAUAUUCAUUUGGGAAUCUGACUAAUCUUGAAUGGAUAGACCUCUCGCUGAAUAAUCUCUCUGGAGAGAUCCCUGGCUCCUUAGCUGAUCUAACAUCACUGGCAUACUUAAAUCUCUCCGUGAACCGGCUCAUGGGACCCAUUCCUAAGGGCAAACAGUUCAACACAUUCAAGGGCGACUCCUUUGGGGGAAAUCCCGGGUUGUGCGGAUUUCCAUUGCCAAGAGAAUGCAGAGAGGAUGCAAACAAACCGGCACCGUCAACUCGUGCAGAAGAAGAAAAGAUACGGAGAAGGGAAGUUGGAUCGAAUGGCAGGCAGUACCAAUGGGUUAUGGAUGCGGGACUGCAUUCAGACUUUCAGCAUAUAUCAUGCUUCAUUUCCGCAACCCCUCUAUGGCUCAUGAGAUGA